AUGACGCCGAUAUCUCAAGACGACGACGAAGGUCGACAGUCCGACGUCAGCACAUCUACAGAGACCAAAAUCGUGGGCAACAAGUUUGACAGACAAGCACCACCGCCAUACUCGGCGUUUUCUCCUCAACGACGAAGGUUCAUACUCGGGAUCGUGACAGCGGCGGGAUUCUUUGGUCCAUUAUCUGGUGCCAUCUAUCUACCAGCCCUCCCACUGUUCGAGAGCAUCUUUUCGGCGUCAGCCACCGCCAUUAAUGCUACUGUCUCCAUGUACAUGGCCGUCUUCGCAGUUGCUCCGCUUCUGUGGGCGGCAAGUGCAGACUACGGAGGACGCAAGACGGUGUAUUUGGUCUCUCUUGGAAUCUUCAAUUUUGCCAACGUUUUGCUCGCCUCGCUGCCUCCCAAUAUCGGAGCGCUCUUUUUCCUCCGAGUUCUUCAAGCUUUGGGUUCUUGUGGGGUGACCUCAAUUGGGGCGGGCACUGUGGCUGAUAUAACUGAGCCUCGACGACGAGCUUCCGCCUUGUCAGUCUUCUUGCUGGGACCACAAAUUGCUCCAGUCCUUGGACCUAUCAUUGGAGGCCAAUUUGCCGUGCCAGAGAGAUGGCGAUGGGUAUUCGGAUUUCUUGCCAUCGCUUGUUUCCCCGUGUAUUGCAUGAUCAUUUUCUGUCUUCCCGAGACUCUGCGAUGCCUGGUGGGCAAUGGAGAAGUCCAUGCUAAUCGUGGCUGGAUCAGCGCCCCGAGGUUUCGUCAAGCGCAAGUCGUGGACAGCAAGGACUUUCCCCGCAUGCCACGCCCCAACCUAAAGUCGUUCUAUAGACUUUUGAAAUAUCCACCAAAUCUGAUUGUAAUGAUCAGUGGGGCUUUUCUCUUUGCUGCCUUUUAUUCCAUAUUGAUUACAUUCCCUCGGGCCUUGGGUGACACAUACGGUUUCAGCGAAGCCGAGGUUGGUUAUGCGUAUUUGGCUUCAGGGAUUCCGGCAGUGUUCGGUUCGUUAGCUGGCGGUCGGACGUCUGACUUUCUGCGGAAAAGAGCUGUGCGCCAACAUGGAAGCGAGAACAUUCCUCCUGAGCGCAGAAUCAGCACCCAAAUUUAUGGUUACAUCCUUUCAGCAGCCGGGCUUCUUAUGUAUGGGUGGUUUUGCAGGUUCCACAUCCACGUUAGUGCUGCGCUUGUAGCAUCGGGAAUCGCUAGUUUCGGAAUGACUUGGGUUUUUGUCACAAGUAGCAGCUACCAGACCGAGUGUUUCCCAACGCAAGCGGCCAGCCAGAUGGCUCUCGCGAGCUUGCUGCGUAAUGUGGCAGCAGCAAUCGCCGCAGUAAUCAUCGACCCUCUCACAAGUUCGAUGGGAUUCGGGUGGUGUUUCACUGGACUGGCCUUGUUGAACUUGCUAGGCGUUGUGGGGGUGUUGUUUAUCAUGAAUGGGACCAACUUUCAGAAGAAGUUUGGAAGAGAAGAAGCCAAGCCCACGCUGAGUGGUUCCAAACAGGUCGAUCAACGAAAGUAA
Molecule: messenger RNA, 1503 nt
Organism: Endocarpon pusillum Z07020
Lineage: Eukaryota; Fungi; Ascomycota; Eurotiomycetes; Verrucariales; Verrucariaceae
Exons: 5
Coding region: 1-1503 (500 amino acids)
Biological process (GO): amine transport; transmembrane transport
Molecular function (GO): amine transmembrane transporter activity
Source: RefSeq, a predicted model, not a curated record